AUGUCUGAAAUGGUUUUGUGUGUGAAACGCGACCUCCCAUGGAACGAGAGACCCGGCAUGAGCUUCCCCCCUCCUUCCCCCGCGGAAAUCGGAACUCGGUGCUGCCGCCGCCCGGACGACACUCCCUUGAGCCUUCCAGAGAACCUCGCAGUCGAUGAACGACUUGAGACCCUUGCCCACGCCCAGCGAGUUCGGCAAGGUCAAAAAUUCGGUGAGUGGUCCCUCUAGGGAUGUAAGAAUGAAAGCUGUGAGCUCGAAAAUUUGCAAUUGUGUAGUGAAACAGAAAAAUACGGUCAACUAUAGCCUGUGUACCACGACUUGGAGUUUCACCAAACGACAUUCCGCUGUGCCGCUGCGCGCCUUUGCGAACCUCGGUCGCGCUUUUAAUUUCUUUUUUUCUUUUAUUGAGGUACUCUACUUUCAUGUGCUCCCACAGCAAUAACAAUCAAUUGAAAACGUGACCUAGAUUCGAAAGACGCUUCGCGAACGCACGCAGCGGAACAGCGGAAUGUCGUUCCGUGAAACUUCAAGCUGUGGCUCACAGACUAUACAAUUUUUUUUUCAAAAACCGGUUUCAUUGCUCAUUCAAAUUCCUUCCAAAAUUGAUCUAUCCCGAUUUUUGACUCAUUUCAGACCCCACAAGCCUCGCCGAUUCCAUCCGACGGAUGGCUCAUCCGGAUGAGGGCCAACAAAUAUCUCAACGAAGCCGCCAAAAGCAACGAUCUUCGCAAGUUCAAAUCCGUCGAUGAACUCGCAAAAAUGGUGGGUAACCAGGAGAUUUUGACCUAUUUUUGUACUGGAUCCCGAUCUUUUCAUCCUCUUUUUCCUACUGCGCGACAUUUUUUAAAUAAUUAAUCUGAAUAGCAAAAGUUUUCUUAUUUAUAUUUUGUUUUUUAAUGCGGUCUGGGUUCUGAAAGUUCAUAUUUUUUUCUGUCUCUAGAUUUUUCAUUCAUUCAAUUUUUUACUCGACACAACUGAAUCACAGUAAAUUUUUUGGCUCAGUUAUAAUAAAUCUAGAAUCUGAAACGUUAAUUUGGUAUUUUUUUAGAAUAAUUUAAGAUUCUAGAAGAAAAAAACCAUUUUAUUUUUUUGAGGACGACUUUUGAUAAUGCUCCAUUUUAUUUAAAGCGCCAAAGUGGUCUCUAUAGAGGUUAGGAAAAAAAGGCUUUUAUAGGGGACGAAAAAGCGCUCCCUGGAGUGGUGAAAUUUGAGUGUUCCUUUAAGGGGUUUAGGGUCUCGUCCAUGGAGCUUUACUGGUUCCUAUAGGGGUCAAUUUAUGUUAUCAUUUGAGAAUCAAAAGGAGAUAUUCAAUGAUUGAUUGAUAAAACAAUAAACGACGCAUGCAACCCUACAGGGACCACUUUAGCAAGCUUUUGUGACCCUAUAGGGUGAGGUUAAGUGGCCCCUAGAUAGGAACCUUCAAAGCUCUCUAAGGUUGGCCCUAUAGGGGCCACUCUGGCGUUCGAAAAACAGUCGAUUCCGAAACGUUUGCACUAACGUGUUGCGUGAGGCCCCGAGAAGCAUGAAAUACAGGGAAAUAGAGCAAGAAAAGCCAAGAGACAGGGCUCUACGGAGGUGCACUCGACCGGCGACUCGAGGGUCCGGUUAUCCGGCCCCGAGGCUUUUCCUCUUCGAUUCGUUCCCUUUUCCUUGUCUCUUCGUGUUUUUCUUGUCCGUUCCAUGAUCGAGUUGGUUUUUUUGCCUACUUUCCUUUUUGUAUUCUGAAGAACUUAUUGUCUUAUUUUGGUUUUUUGACAUUUUUGCACCUCAGAUAAGGUUUCUUGCUUUAUCUUUAUUCUGAAUCCAAAAGAAGGAUUUUUUAGUGAAAUACUCUAAUCUUUUUUUUACUCAAGAAGAAAAUCGGUGCCCCCGUUCCAUUUAAAUAAUUUUUAGUUUAGCAUUUUUUUCACUUUUUCUUGUUACGAGCGGUGAUAAAACUUAGUUUUUUUGACGCACUUUUUUUCUGUUUUUCAGAAAAAAAUUUUUGCAUUAGUUCAUUCCCCCGUUGGCAUUCCCAUUGAUAUCCGCUGAAAAAAAGAAGAGUGAUGUGUGAUUAUUUCAAGAAAAAAAUUUGGUCAAUUUUAUAAUUUAAAAAAAUAAUGAGUUUUUUUCUCGAUUCAUGGAACGAUCUACCUUCUAACAUUUUGAAAAAAAUUGUUAUUUUUUUUAUUUUUUUUCAAUGUAUACAUUUCUAUCGAAAAGUUUCAAAAUUUCACUAUCCAUCUGCCGUUUUUCGUGAGCCCAGUCGCAAGUGGAACGGAUGAACGCGUCGCGGUCGCGAAGCGUUUUUUUCAAAAUUGCCUAAAAAUGCAAAGUUAAAUAAAAAUCAUAGGUUCAAAGCAGUAGAGUGUCAAGUUGAGAAACACAACUUUAUAUAAGUUUUUUGGUUGAUUUGCCGAGGCUCAGGAGCUUAUGACCGCAUGUGGAAUGGAUCAAAGCGUCGCGGCCGCGAAGCGGUUUUUUCAGGCUCGCUGAAAAUUGCCAGAGUAGAAUAAACUCGUUGUUAUAGUCGAUUUUUCCCGACUUGAAAGGCAAGGAAGGCGGGGCAGGGGGCGGGACGCGUAGUGUGUGCGUACGCGGUUCUUGGCACGCGUUCAAUUGAAGGCCCACCGACUAUUUGGAAAGCUCUAUCAACGCUCUUUUUAAAUUAUUUAUUGAUAAUGUUCAAGUGUGCAUCAAAUAAUAUUAGAAAAUACAGAAAAAGAGCGGUCAAGAACCGCGUACGCACACGCUACGCGUCCCGCCCCCUGCCCCGCCUCCCUCGCCUUUCAAGUCGGGAUGGAUUGACUAUAAGUAAACUGUAAUUCUGAGUCAAAACAGUAUACUAAAAGAAAAAGCAAAGCUGAAACUUUUGCGAAUAACUGCGACGCUGCGCCACCCACACACACGUUGUUUGGUGCGUGGUUUCUCUUUUUUGUGUUCAGAGGAAGAAAAAGAAGCUGCGCGGAGACUAUCCUUUCUUUUUUCUUCCUCCCCCCGAUGCCAAGGGUUCCUUGCGUUCCGUAGUAUUUCCCGGGGCGUAGUGUUUGAACUGCUCGACCUCUUCCGGGCCACGGUCUUUCCCCCUUGUCUCCGUGGUUUCCUACCGUCUUAAUCCCUCGUCCUCUCGAUCUAUCCUCCCCGCCCGGCGCCGCAAACCACUUGUAACUCAUUUCUCCUCAUCUUAAUUACUUCUUUAUAGCCUUUUUGUCGGGCUUUCUCUGAUUUUUUUUCCAUGAAGAUUCGGAUUUUUUCAGGAACAGGAACGGAACCGAGAUCCUGUCGACGAGUUGCACUGGCAGCUUCGCAAGGAGUUCCAUCUCACUUCCUAUUCGGUUAGUUUUGAAAUUCCUUUGGGAUUUCAUGAUCCAGCAGUGA
This is a messenger RNA of Caenorhabditis auriculariae, 3357 nucleotides long. The record is from the annotation of a GenBank genome assembly. Lineage: Eukaryota; Metazoa; Nematoda; Chromadorea; Rhabditida; Rhabditidae.